GGGAGCGCGGCCGGCGGCGGGAUGGGGUCGCGCAGGGUCCCCGGGCGCGGCUGGGGCUCGGGCGGGCGGUCCGGGGCGGGGGGCGACGGCGAGGACGACGGGCCGGUGUGGAUCCCCAGCCCGGCCAGCCGCAGCUACCUGCUCAGCGUGAGGCCCGAGAACAGCUUAUCAAGCAACCGGUUGUCUCACCCCAGCUCUGGAAGGAGCACCUUCUGCUCCAUCAUUGCUCAGCUAACAGAGGAGACCCAGCCGCUAUUCGAGACCACACUCAAGUCCCGGGCUGUGUCCCAGGACAGUGAUGCCAAGUUCACCUGCAUCGUCACAGGAUACCCAGAGCCAGAGGUGACCUGGUACAAGGAUGACAUAGAGCUGGACCGCUACUGUGGUUUGCCGAAGUACGAGAUCACUCACCAGGGCAACCGCCACACGCUUCACAUUUACAGGUGUCAAGAGGAAGACGCGGCCAUCUACCAGGCCUCUGCCCGGAACACCAAGGGCAUCGUGUCCUGCUCGGGGGUCUUGGAGGUCGGCACCAUGACGGAGUACAAGAUCCACCAGCGCUGGUUCGCCAAGCUGAAGAUCAAGGCUGCCGCGAAGAUGCGGGAGAUCGAGCAGAGCUGGAAGCCCCGGAAGGAGGUGGUGGGAGACGCCGACACUCUGCGCAAGCUCAGCCCCGACCGCUUCCAGCGGAAACGGCGGCUGAGCCGGGACGAGGCGUCCCUCCCCUCGGCCCCCGCCCGGGAGGCUGAGGACGGGACCCCAGCAGCUUGGCAGGAGGAAGAGGCGGCGCCCGCUCAGCGCCCAGCGUUGGGCCUCCUCAACAGCUUUGCUCCCGGAGAGGUGACCACCAACGGGGAGGCUGCCCCCGAGAAUGGGGAGGACGGCGAGCACCCGCUGCUGACGUACAUCUGCGAGGCCAUGGAGCUGGCGCCUCAGCGAGCCCCCAAAGCAGAGUCUGGGGCCAAGAAGAAGAAGAAAGACGAGGAACCUAAGCAAGGUCUCCAGAAGCCGGAGUCCGAGAAGGCGGCUCGAAGCCCAAGUUCUCCUGAAGGCCGCGCCCCUAGUUCAGACAAGUCCGGGACGCAGGGCCCUGCGGACGUGGAGCAGGCCCAGACCCGGCGCGGAGGCAGGGCUGCGCGGGGCCCGGGGUGCUCUGGAGCAGAGAGCAGCAGGAAGCCCGCUCCGGCUGUGGGCGCUCAAGAGCCGGCCCGGGAGGCCCCCGGCCCAGGCCCCGUCCCAGCCCCAGACCAGCAAGUGUAUUUCUCCCUAAAGGACAUGUAUCUGGAAAGUACCCUCGCGGGCAGGCCGAAGGGGGAAGAGGGCUCCCAGACCCCAGGCGGCAGGGCACCUGGAGAGAGGCCCCCUGGGAAGGUACCCAGUGAGGCUGGAGGUGAAAAGGGGGCUGUUGCCCCCGCCCAGCCCACCGCCUCGGCCCCCCAGACAACUAGGCCUUUCAACAGGAAGAGAUUUGCCCCUCCGAAGCCCAAAGGGGAGCCCACUGCCAACAGCAAGCCGGAUCGUUCCCCGAGUGGAGCUCCAGAGCCAGGGGCCCAGAGCUCAGGGAAGGCCCCACCUCAGGCCUCGGCCCCAGUGCCCACACCCCCUGCCCGGCGGAGACACGGCCCCCGGGAGAGACCCCUGCAGGGGCCAGCCGGCCACAGGACUUCGGGAGAGGUCCCGGAAUCCCAGGCAAGCCCGGCUCCUACCGCGCUGGCCGCCAACACCGCCGACAUGGUCUCUGUGGGUUGCAGUGACUCCAGAAGCCGGGGCAUCGUUGAGCCCAUGGACACAGACACCCAGGAAGCUGGGAGGACAUCUGCUGACCAGAAACGUGGAGGCAAGAAGAAUACAGAGGCUGAUGGGAAGAUGCAGGUGGAUGGGAGGACCCAGGGAGACAGGACACAGGCCACCCAGACGACACAGGCAGAUAGGAAGAGCGGGGUGGACAUUGGGCCACGAGAAAGUGAGAGGCCAGCAUCCGCCAGGAGGUCCCAGGAGGAUGUGGUGGCCCAGGGAAGGGCAGGGACGCAGGUGGAAAGGACACAGAGGAAGGAGGACACAGGCAGGAGGAUGCAGGAAGACAGAGGGACACGGUCUGAGGAGAGCACACCCACAGCCAUGAAAGGUCAGUCCGAGAAGGGCUCCGUGAGCAGCCCUGGCGCACAGUCCAGUGAGUGUUUCGACCAGACCCCUGAAGGGCCCUCUGUCCCAGAAGAACCUGGUUUUGUGCUCAGAUCUGAAGAAGCGGCACUCACAGCCCCCAGGAGCUACGAGCCAGCACUUCUGGCUGCCCCAGGAGGCGGUCGCACGCUCCCAGUCCAGCGGCCUCUCCAGGGUGGUCUGGAGCAGCGGGGAGGGCCUGAGUGGCCGGGGCUGGUUAAGGACAAGUCAGAGGAUGGCCUGAUCCCAGGCCCCAAGGAGGAGCAACUGAAGGAGGUGCUGUCCGUGGAUCUAGGUGGCUGUCCUCCAGCUGGCCGGAGCCCGGAGGUGCCCACUGUACCCUCUCCUCCCAGGCGGGCCCUGACCACGAGCUCUCGGGAGGCUCCGCCCAGCACUCCGGCCCCUGAGCACACGUGUGCUGCUGCCUUCCUGCCCUCUGGGGACCAGGCCUUGCUGAGGCCGGCUCCCCCACUGUCCCUGGGGCCAGAGACCCCCACCCAGAGUCACCCACCAGCAGCCAUGUCUGCCACCAGCGAGGGGGCCUGUGCCCCAGGGCCGGAUGCGGAGGGGAGGCCCCCGGGUCCCCAGAGCUGCGACCCCGGCCUCAUAGACUCCCUGAAGAACUACCUGCUUCUGCUGCUGAAGCUCUCCAGCACAGAGCCGGGGGGCGGGGGCGCCGAGGCGCAGGGGGCAGCCGCCGCUGGGGCUCCGGUGUCCUCAGCCGCUCUGGUCCCCGACGUGGAGGUGGCCGGUCUGAGUCCCCGGACGUCCAGGCGCAUCCUGGAGCGCGUGGAGAACAACCAUCUAGUGCAGAGCGCCCAGAGCCUGGCGCUGAGCCCCUGCACCUCCCGCCGCCUCACCGGCCUCCUGGAUCGUGAGGUGCAGGCUGGCCGUCGGGCCCUCGCAGCAGCCCGGGGCCCUGGCCCCAGCAGCCUCACCGUCCCUGCCAUCGUGGUAGGUGAGGAGGGGGCCUCCGAAGGAUCCAGUGAGGGCGAGGCUGAGGGUCCUCCCGAGGGGCCUGGGCUCCCAGGGGCCUCCCCGGAGAGCGGUGUACGCGGGUGGCUGGGGGAGACGAGUGGGCAGACGGCCUCGGGUCCAGGAGCACUCCCAGCAGACAGAAGGGCCCAGGAGCCCUUCCAGGAGGAGGAGGCCCCAGGGGAGGCCCUGACAGGCCUCCCCGCAGCGACACCGGAGGAGCUAGCUUUGGGGGCCCGGAGGAAGAGGUUUCUCCCCAAGGUCAGAGCAGGAGGAGAUGGGGAAGGAGCCAAGGCUGAAGAAAGGGAGAGCCCCACGGUUUCCCCUCGGGGGCCCAGGAAGGGCCUGGCACCCGGGUCCCCGGGGACCCCAGGGCGGGAGAAACGUUCCCCAACCCAGGGUAGAAAGGCCGGCAUGUUGGAGGUGCCGCGGGCAGAGGACGAGCUGGCAGCAGGAGACCUGGGCUCCGGCCCCAAGGCCAGCAGUGCGGACGCAGAGCAAGUCCUGGAUGAAGGCAAGCAGGACGCUUCGGCCAAGUCCAAGAAAGCCAAAGACCUGCUGAAAGCCCCACAGGUGAUCCGGAAGAUUCGGGUGGAGCAGUUUCCUGAUGCCUCGGGCAGCCUGAAGCUCUGGUGUCAGUUUUUCAACAUUCUCAGUGACUCAGUCUUGACGUGGGCCAAGGAUCAGUGCCCAGUGGGCGAGGUGGGCAGGAGUGCCGGGGACGAGGGGCCGGCAGCCUUGGCCAUCGUGCAGGCGUCCUCCGUUGACUGUGGCGUGUACCGAUGCACCAUCAACAAUGAGCACGGUUCCGCCUCUACCGACUUCUGCCUCAGCCCCGAGGUGUUGUCGGGAUUCAUCUCCAGAGAAGAAGGUGAAGUUGGAGAGGAGAUUGAGAUGACCCCCAUGGUCUUUGCAAAGGGUCUGGCUGACUCUGGCUGCUGGGGGGACAAGCUCUUUGGACGCCUGGUGAGCGAAGAGCUACGAGGGGGUGGACAUGGGUGUGGCCUGCGGAAGUCCUCCCAGGCCAAGGUCAUCUACGGCCUGGAGCCCAUCUUCGAGUCAGGCCGCACGUGCGUCAUCAAGGUGUCCAGCCUUCUCGUGUUUGGACCCAGCAGCGAGACCUCUCUCCUGGGCAGAAACUACGACGUCACCAUUCAGGGCUGCAAGAUCCAGAACAUGAGCCGGGAGUAUUGCAAGAUCUUUGCAGCCGAAGCCCAGGCGGCCGCUGGCUUUGGAGAGGUGCCAGAGAUCCUCCCACUGUAUCUCAUCUACCGGCCGGCCAACAACAUCCCCUACGCGACCCUGGAGGAGGACCUGGGCCGGCCCCUGCAGCCCUACUGCUCCCGGGAGUGGGGCAGUGCCCCGCCGGAGACGGCUGGCAGCUCUGAGGUCAGGCAGAAAUGCCAGACUUUCCAGCACUGGCUCUAUCUGUGGACAAAUGGCAGCUUCCUUGUCACGGAUUUGGCAGGGGUUGAUUGGAAGAUGACAGAUGUGCAGAUUGCAACCAAACUGCGAGGAUACCAAGGCCUCAAGGAGAGCUGCUUUCCCGCCCUGCUGGACCAGUUUGCCUCUUCCCACCAGUGCAACCCUUUCUGCGAGAUGCUGGGGCUCCAGCCCCUCAAAGGCCCCGAGGCUGCCCACCCUCCGGGCAAGGCCAAAGGCUCCAAGAGCCCAUCCACGGGCAGGAAGGGCGGCCAGCUGAGUCCUCAGCCCCAGAAGAAAGGCCCCCCCAGUCCCCAGGGCACCCGGAAGAGUACGCCAAGCACCAAGGCCACCCCUCCAGCAUCAGGGGCACUCUCCACCCAGUUACUGGGACAGCCUCCCACCCAAGAGGGCAGCUCCAAGGCCCAGGGCCUGCGGUAGCCCCCACAGGAGGCUGGGGGCCUCCACCCGGCAACAGACCAACAAGGAAGCAGCUCGAGGCGAUGGAGACUUUCCGGAACUACGGAACUAACCAAAGAAGGUGUGCCGAGGAGGCGCCACGGGGGGCUCUCAGAGCAGCUCUUCUCGGUCCUCUCCUCAGUCCGCCCCUCAUCGGACGGCUUUUGUACGUGGUGGCACCCGGGGGCCCCUCCUGGUGCCGCCGCUGGCUGGGGCUCCCAGGCCCCACUCCCAAGUGCCUGGCGGUCUAGCCCCUCCUUGAAGUUUACACGGGCCACUGCUGGAGGCUCCCGAGCCCUCUGCAUGAGCUCUGCACCCAGCACCCCACCAUAGACCCUGCCAUGAAUGCCGUACUCUAGGGGCGCGCCGACCAGCGGUUACCCUCUACCUUUGCUUGGCCCCGAUCUCUCCCCGUCCUCGGGGCUCCAGACUUCCUGCGCUGAGUCUGGCCUGGUGACUCUCAGGGAGCUUUCUCCUUCCAGCUGCUUGGCCUCUUGCCUCCCAGCGUGUCCUGCGACUAACCUGUCACUGAGGCCACAUGGGGCUCAGGGCCCUUCUAGAGCCUGUCUUGUUCUUGUGCGGUGGUCUUUGGUGAUGCGUGUUCUUAGGCUCCCUCCCCCAGCACUCAGGCACUCACGCACCUGCUUGCUGUGCU
Molecule: messenger RNA, 5671 nt
Organism: Lontra canadensis (Northern American river otter)
Lineage: Eukaryota; Metazoa; Chordata; Mammalia; Carnivora; Mustelidae
Gene: ALPK3
Product: alpha kinase 3
Exons: 14
Coding region: 22-4998 (1658 amino acids)
Biological process (GO): protein phosphorylation; cardiac muscle cell development
Cellular component (GO): nucleus
Molecular function (GO): ATP binding; protein serine/threonine kinase activity
Source: RefSeq, a predicted model, not a curated record